Molecule: messenger RNA, 2217 nt
Organism: Microbotryum saponariae
Lineage: Eukaryota; Fungi; Basidiomycota; Microbotryomycetes; Microbotryales; Microbotryaceae
Source: the annotation of a GenBank genome assembly
AUGGCGUCUGCAGCCGUAGCACGUGCCUCUGUGCCCCAGCCCGCUUCGACAUCGAACCCUUGUGAGCAUCCCUCUUCAGAUUUUGGGUGUUGUGGCAUUGGCAACACAGAUGGGUGUUCACCUCCUGACACGCUCGACGAGCUUAAACUGACGACCCCCUUUCGUCCGCCCUGUCGCUGCUUCCCCCGUGCAUCACUUCCGCUCCCCACAUCCUCGCAGCCUCCAAUCCAUCACAGUCGACACGGACAACGACUGGGUCCUCCAGUCAAGCCGGCAAGGAAAAUGCUCCACAACAGAAUGCCACCUCCACCAAGCCGGACCAACCCAAACCAGCUGCCGAGGAACCGCGCAAGAUUCGUUUCAGCGUCGGGUCAAAGUAUGCGGUCAGUCCCUCGAUCAAUCUCCAUUGUCUUCUAUUUGACACCUGAACCCCAAAGUUGACUUUAAGUUUAAAUUAAAAUCAGGUUCAAGAUGUCAUUGGAGAAGGGGCGUAUGGUGUCGUGUGCAGUGCGAUCCAUCGACCGACAGGACAAAAGGUUCGUUCGCGUGCCCUUUCCCCCCGAUUCGGUCUGGACUCGACGUGGCCGAUUGGACUCGUUUACGUCUGCUGGCCUUCGAGGAGUGCAGCAGAUGGACCGCAUAGCUGAAGUAGGCUCGAUAACCCAACCAACAGGUUGCCAUCAAAAAGAUUGCCCCUUUCGACCAUUCAAGUCAGUCGGUUCCGAUCGAUCCUUUGUUCGCGUCGAGUCAGCAGGACUGACGCCAAUGCAUGCAUCCAGUGUUUUGCCUCCGGACAUUGCGCGAGCUCAAGUUGCUGCGCUACUUUUCAGAGCAGAACGUUUCGGAAAAUGUGGGUGUGCUUUGGUGUUGCUGGCGAACCACUGAGAGCUCGUGUACUGACUGUUGGGUGCCUGGACACGACCCGCAGAUCAUCUCAAUCGUCGACAUCAUCAAGCCAACUUCCUUCGAUGGAUUCAAAGAGGUCAGAUUAACCGUCCAUAGCAUUCUGGUAUUUCGCUCAGGACUUAUGCUCGUCGCUUUGUACACAGGUCUACCUCAUCCAAGAAUUAAUGGAAACCGACCUUCACCGUGUGAUCCGUACCCAGAACCUCUCCGAUGACCACGUACAAUACUUUGCCUACCAAACCCUACGAGCGAUCAAAGCGUUGCACUCGGCCGACGUCAUCCACCGAGAUCUCAAACCUUCGAACCUCUUGCUCAACGCCAACUGUGAUCUCAAGGUGUGCGAUUUCGGUUUGGCGAGGAGCGUGACGACGGCCGAACCGAAUGGAGGAGAGACGGGGUUCAUGACGGAGUACGUGGCCACGAGGUGGUACAGGGCACCGGAGAUCAUGUUGACGUGAGUGUGAUUCCGAUCGUUUUUGUCGACCGUCGCGUACGGAAGUUUACUCUGCCCCACGGCACCACAGAUUCAAGCAAUACACGAAGGCGAUCGACAUUUGGUCUGUCGGAUGUAGUGAGUACUCCUACGGACCUGUAAUCUCACCUCGUGGGUGUUUUGUGACUUAUACCGCACAUUUUUAAAUCCGCAGUCAUCGGAGAGAUGAUCUCAGGUCGACCCCUGUUCCCGGGCCGAGAUUGUCAGUGCCGACGAGGUACUCGCUCCCAGCUUCGCUUUAUCACACUGACAACAUAUGCUUUCCUUAUGACCUCAGAUCAUCAUCAACUCACCCUGAUCCUCGACGCCCUCGGAACACCCACCCUCGAUGAAUUCUACGCCAUCAACUCGCGUCGCUCGCGCGAUUACCUCCGCGCGAUGCCGUUCAGGGCGAAGAAGCCUCUUUCGCAAAUCUACCCGACCGCUACGCCCGAGGCAUUGGAUUUGAUGGAGAAGUGAGUCGGACUACUGAUUGUGAUGUAAUAGUAUGAAGCUGAUUUGGUUUCCAUUGCUUGUGACAGGUGUUUGACUUUUGAUCCCAAGAAGCGAAUCACGGUCGAGCAAGCGCUCGCCCAUCCCUAUUUAGCAAACUACCGUGAGUAUUGAUGGCUAAUCGAGGAGUCACGCUGCACUGGCGAGGAUCAAAGAGAGUCUGAUUCGCCCCGUUUCAUAAACUAGACGACCCCGAUGACGAGCCCGUCGCCCCUCCCCUCGAACCGAGUUUCUUCGACUUCGACCACCAGAAGGACUCGAUCAGUCGCGAAGCGCUCAAGAAGCUGCUCUACGACGAAGUGAUGGCGUUCCAACCUCUGGUUUGA